GUAAUAAAGGAGAAAGCCUCGUCAGCGUGCUGUUUAUCAUCACUAGGAAACUAUGAGGGCGUAAACUAUUGAAACUUCUGUGAUCCCUAAAGAAAAUGGCUCGAUUUCUGUACUUGUUUGUGGGUAAAACGUUGAAACAAAAACUUCGUCAUUCCGUGCGCAACCUAGUGAACACGCUCUUUCCGGUAGCGUUCCUCCUGGCCGUGGUCCUACUAGGAAAGCGGUUGACCUCAGUGGACGAAAGCAGGGAAAUCAAUCUAAAUCAGGGCGAACUGGUGGACUAUUUUCCAGGAGAACCUUUAAAUAAAAUUUACUACACACCAAACACAACAUUAAUCGAGGAACUCAUCGAAGAAGUGCGUCGCACGCUGUCUGUUAUCGACGAACGAGUUGAAUCAUUCAGCAGCGAUAGCGAUCUAGAACGCGCCCUACUGAACAAUGAGAACCUCUGCUUCGGUAUCAGCUUUCACAAUGCGUCCCUGGAAGGUCGCUUGCGGUACACGAUUCGUACGAAAAAUAACAAUUUUCGCACUGAUGUCAUCUAUUCGCGGGAUGUUUUCGGUAGUUACUCGAAGCGAGACAACGAAUACAUCGAAAGCGGCUUUCUGGCGCUUCAAAAUGCAAUCGAUCGUGCAUUCAUAGCACGCGUCACGUUAACCGGAAAUGCUGAACGUGACAAGGUAUCGUUACAGUACGGUCACGUUCCUCUGCUGACGGGCCAGGGGCCACAGGAAGCGUCACGGGUAACAGUAGGACUUGGAUUGCUGUCGGUGUGCUUCACUGUUUGCAGCACCUAUCUUCUCUUGCUACCGCUUGUUGAAGAGCGGGCAUGUGGAAUGAACGAGCAUCUGAAGCUGGCAUGCCUGGAGAGCUAUUGGAAUGAGCUGGCCAUCUUUUUAGUGAAUUUCCUACACUUUUUUGCCAUCAUGGCCAUAUGCAUUGCGAUAGGCGCUUUCGGUGGCAUCUGGGAUACCAAUCCGGCUCAGAUAAUCUACUUGAUUAUCUUGACGAUCGUGUUUCUGAUUAAUCUCAUAACGUUUACCUUCCUGAUGAGCGCCACUCUAGAAUCGGCCACUAUCGCAUCCGCAAUAUCGCCAGUCUGCUACUUUGCCCCCGUUCUGCUCAGCUUAAUUCGUGCCGAGCUGGCACCAUUUUUCGUUAUCUUUCCCGUAAACGGACUGCUGUACGGGGCCUCCAUUUUUCACAACUUUAAAUCAUCCGGCCACAGGUUUGAGGCUGGUGACCUGUUCACAAGUGGUUACCCGGGCAUGGAGGUACUCAGUUUCUUCAAUCUGCUGAACUGCAUGAUAAUAGGUUGCAUUCUGUGGUGUUUUUUGUGGUUCUACGUAACGAACGUCUUCCCCGGUCGUUACGGUACACCAAAAUCGAAAUCUUUUUUCCUUUCCCGAAAGUACUGGAGCCGAUUACGGGCUACGGUUUGUGGUGCGAAUUCCAACAGGGUCAGCAUUACUAGCUGGCAAAACCCGACGGACGCAAGAACGGGAGAGGGUGCAUUGGAAGAGAUAAGCUUGCGUCAGCAAGCGGGUGCACCUACUGCUACGGGUCUGGGUCCGACGGAGGAGCGAGCUGGUGCACACCUGGAAAAGCUGGUCAGCAUAUCAAACCUCAACAAAGUCUACAAAAGUCGUUCAUCCGGUGCGGGCGCUAAGGUGGCGGUGAAAGAUUUUUCGUUGUCUAUUUAUGGCCACAGCAUAACGGUACUGUUGGGACACAACGGAGCGGGCAAAACGACGGCCAUGAACAUCAUCACCGGUAUGGUGGCCCGAACGUCAGGCACGAUUAUCGUGGACGGUGAAUAUGAUUCCGAUCGCUACCGGCAGCAGAUAGGAUUCUGCCCGCAGCACAACGUGUCCUUUCCGUAUCUGAACUGUCGUGAGCAUUUAGAAUUCUUCGGUCGUUUGCGAGGAAUGGAAGUGACCGAGGCUCGACAGGAAGCGGAACGCAUACUGGAAAAGGUUAAUUUGCUAGAAAAAGCAGAUUGCAAGGUACCUGCCCUUUCUGGUGGCAUGAAACGUCGCCUCAAUCUGGCUAAUGCCAUCAUUGGCCGAACUAAGCUACUCAUACUGGAUGAGCCAACCUCCGGGUUAGAUCCGGAGUCAAGGCGCGACAUCUGGGAUGUGUUGCUACGGUUACGACAGGACCACACCAUUCUGCUUACGACACACUUCAUGGAGGAGGCUGACAUGCUGGGCGAUUGGAUUGCAAUCAUGGAGUACGGUGAGCUGGUGGCGUUCGGUUCACCAAUGUUUCUCAAACAGCAGUACGGUAAGGGUUACACAUUGAAGCUUUUGAAGCGCGCUACCGGUCUGGAUUGGCAAGCAACGCUCGCAUUGAUACGACAAUACGUCCCGGAUGCAAUCGAGCGCAGUGCGGUACAGCAAGUCUGUGCCGUAACCCUGCCGUACGGGGCCAUCGAUAAGUAUGCCGAUUUGCUGCAGGAGCUGGAAUUGCAAAAGGAACGAUUAGGCAUUGAAGCGAUCAGUAUUAAUAAUGCCACCUUGGAGGAGGUUUUCUUGAAUUCGAGCAAUCAAAAUAAGGCAUUUCAACAUCACCCGGAAAGUUUUGAUUAUGUCGAUGGCGAUGCUUCCGGCAGCACGCAUAGCUCCAACAAUGCCGAUCCGAUGGCGAAUAGCACAAGCAAGCGAAGCGAAAUGACUAUUAGAUGGAACGUGUUUUGGGACUGCUUCCUUGCGAUUUGGGUGAAGAAAUUGAUUCACAUAAAGCGCAAUGUGCAUGUUUACGGUUGUCUCAUAGCAUUACCGUUGAUUGUAACGUUCUGUUGUUUUGCGCUCGGUUCAGCCAAUGAAGAUACUGCAAGCACACUUCCUGCGGUUGAUUUACACGCAGGACCAAUACAAAAUGCGCUUGGAUUCAUUGUCAUUAACCGGGGAGCUGGAAAUGAGAUAGCAGCAAACCAGCAAUCACAGCUGAACAAGGAUGUAAUUGAAUCGAAUGUGAACGGAAUGCUAGCCGGCGGAAUCGAGCUAAUCGUUUUGGAGAACGUUUCACUAAUCGAGCGGCUUCGAGAGGAAAGCGAUCGGGAUUAUACAGCGUACCGUGACCGCGUGGUGGUUGGUAUCGAGUUUAAUCUUACGGAUACCACGGAUAUAACGGUGCUGCACAACAAUAAUCUUGUGCACAGCUCGGGCAUCGCGCAAUCGCUUGCGACUUCGUUGCUUCUGCGGUACUACUAUGGACUGGCUGAUGCUUCAGUCGAAGUACAGAACAUCCCGGCUACACGCAAACAGUUGAUCGAUCUUCGAACGCCCCUCUUCUUCACGGAAUUCAUAUCGAUCGCCUUCAUGUUUUAUAUGUUGCAAUUCCUGCAAGUUCCACUGCUGGAGCGAUUGAGCGGAUUCCGGCAAUUGCAAAACAUCAAACGGCAUUACUGGAUCGCCACGUUAGCGUUUGACUUCACGCUGCACAUCGUAGUGUGUCUGAUGGUAGUGAUUCUAGCUGUUCUACUGGAUAAGGAGCGUGUGUUUUCGGCUGAGUCCUAUCGGCUCAUCUUUUCGGUGCUUCUACUGUAUGGUCUGUUCGCCCUAGUGGUUGUAUACAUCGUGAGCCAGACCGUCGAGAGUGCAAACACCGCCAUGACUGUCAUGAGCUACUUAAUGAUCAUAGCCGUUGGCGGAGUGUUUCUACUAUCCGAUGGCUACGACAAUAUAAAGCAAAACAACAUUCCGAUCUAUGCUCUGCAUGUGGUGCCAGAAUUUGGAUUGAAACACUCGAUGCGGGUUAUAUACGAGAAUCAAAAAUUAACCGCCUAUGAAAGCGUAUCCAACAAACGAACCGAUGAGCAGAACCACAAAGAAGCUAUUUAUCCGAUCGCAUUUUACAUUGUCAGUCCGAUUGUUGCAAUCGUACUGGCAAUCGUGUUGGAUGUGAUCGUAGAAAACAAGAUCAAUCGUGAACGAUUAAAUGACAACAUUGUUAAAAUAGGUACGCUCAAAAGACGUAUCACAUUCCGCAAGCCUGCAGCAGGUGUGAGUAGUGAUAGCCCAUCAGUCAUGGAGGCCGGUAAUGGAGGGCUUGGGAGAGAUGUAACCGACAGCUCACCGACGGUUUACGAUGAUGUUGAUCAGGAAGCGGACACAGUGAAUCAGUUGUAUGUGCAGGACGGUAGCAGCGAUAAGGAAGACCAGUAUGCGCUGGUGGUGAAAAAUGUGAGAAAAAAUUACGGAAUGCAUGGUGCCGUGAACGGUAUUAGCUUUGCCGUGAAAAAGGGAGAGUGUUUUGGAUUGCUUGGCAUGAACGGGGCCGGUAAGACGACCAUGUUUCAAAUGGUUUCCGGAAAUUUGCCACUCUCGCAGGGCGAAAUCUAUAUGCAGGGCAAGAAGCUGGAUCUCAACAACGAGGAAACAUAUCGCGAAAAGUAUGGCUACUGUCCGCAGCUGGACGCGUUACUCGAUUUCAUGACCGUGUAUCAGGUUAUCGAUUACUUUGCGCGCCUGAAAAGCAUUCCAAACCGUGAGGAAGUGAUUCGUCGCUGGCUGACGGAACUAGACAUCCUAGCGUACACAGACCAUGAACUGCGCGAAUGUUCAGGGGGCACGAAGCGAAAAGUCAAUACCAUACUGGCUCUUAUCGGUAACCCCUCGGUGGUACUGCUGGAUGAACCUACCACCGGUGUCGAUCCCAAGUCACGCCACUUUCUGUGGAACUCCAUCAAAACGAUACAGCGACAUAAUCAAACAGUUUUGCUCACGUCACACAGCAUGGACGAGUGUGAGGAGUUAUGCGAUCGAUUGUCGAUCAUGGUUCGAGGGAGGCUCCGGUGUAUCGGAUUCAUACCGCAGCUUAAGCAACGACACGGUCAGGGUUUCAAUUUGCUUUUUAAACUACAAGACACUUUUGCUGCGGCAGACAACAGCCGCGAGGAGUGUGUUCAACUCAUAGCACUCAUCAAGGAUCGCUUCAAUGCUACGCUACAAGAGGAACAUAAGGGUAUGCUAAAGUUCCUCGUCAAUCCAACGCUUAAACUAUCGGAGCUGUUUGCUCAGGCAGAAGCCUUAAAGAACGAGCGCAGCAACCAGAUUGCCAGCUAUUCUAUCAACGAAUCCUCACUCGAAGAUAUUUUCCUUCGUUUCCAAAAGAAACAUCGUAGGUUAGAGUCCGCUUUCUAAUAAUUAUAGGAUAUGAACGUGAAACAACGAUGCCUACGUAAUCAACCUUAGCAUAGAUACAAAGAAAUUGUGGAACCAAAGAUGCUAUAUGAUAAGGCAAAACAUCAUUUUCUCUUAUUGUUUUGAUACUUGUGGUUUGAAACAUGGUUUGAAAGGAUUUAAUUGCAGAAUGUAAUUUAAUUCACGUAUUGUAGCAGCACUUAUGGGAUGUGACGGAGUCGGUAUCACUUUAUAUAAAAAGCCUUAUCGAUAAAACGGCAUCUCUGAUGAAUCAUUCCAGACCCAUCAGGAGGAAUACUCACCCUUUCAUCUGUAAAAUUUUCAUUAACAAGUAUUUAUAAUAUCCUCAGUCACAAAAGUAAGAGGAUGAUUUUGUGUUGUGUGUGCUUUUGCACUGAAUAAAAUUUUUCAUCAAAGA
Molecule: messenger RNA, 5565 nt
Organism: Anopheles darlingi
Lineage: Eukaryota; Metazoa; Arthropoda; Insecta; Diptera; Culicidae
Gene: Eato
Product: phospholipid-transporting ATPase ABCA1
Exons: 7
Coding region: 96-5147 (1683 amino acids)
Biological process (GO): transmembrane transport; lipid transport
Cellular component (GO): intracellular membrane-bounded organelle; membrane
Molecular function (GO): ABC-type transporter activity; ATP hydrolysis activity; ATP binding
Source: RefSeq, a predicted model, not a curated record